CACACACACAUAUAUAUAUAUAUAUAUAGAUGGUAUAACGAUGGUAGAAGCAUGAAAGAAUUAUAAAAAAAACCUAGUAUUCACUUUAUUUGUACUUUAAUAUCAGUGACAUUCGCUCGGCUGUGAUAUAUAUACUAUUAAAUAAGUGUAUUUAUCGUUUGCAACUUAUCGUAGAAUUUUUAAAAGUAACGUGAAGAGCAGUCGACGAGGGAUAACCUAAAUUCACACACAUAUGUAUGUGUCUGAAAAAGUGAAUUAGACAAGAGAUGGAUAGAGAUUUACAAUCUUACAGUCUAAUAGUAUAACAAAUCAUGAUAUAAUCAAUGAGAAUUCGUUGUGUAUGUAAAAACUAUAGUUAAAAUGGCAAGAAGCAAAACGCAAGAGAAACACGUAAAGAUAAAAGCUAAACUUGCAAAUGCAAGCUCUGCUAAAACAAGUAAAAGUUUAUCAUUAUCGAUGGGUUCUAUAAUCGCUGUUAUAUGUAUUGGCAUUGCAGUUUGGUUUGGAUUCAAAGGAUAUCUUGAAACAAGAGUAAAUACUCCAUAUAAUGUAGAAAAGCUAGUUAUCGCAUCUGGUUUGGAUAUUCCGGACAGAUAUUGGGGUACUUAUAGACCAGGUGUAUAUUUCGGAUUAAAAACAAGAGAUCCACAUUCUUUGGUGACUGGUUUGAUGUGGUAUUUUCCACGUAAUUUACGGUACGAUGGAAAUGGAUUUAGACAUUGGUGUGAACAAGGUGAUAAAUUAAACAGAUAUGCAUGGCUGGAACAUGAUGGACGAACGUUUGGUGUUCAAGAAAUAGUAGAUAAUUCUGUAGUUAUAAAAACAACAUUCGUCAAGAGACCUGGCGGAUAUCACGGUGGUGACUGGACGGCAAGAAUUGCGGUAUCACCGGUACCAGAGAAGGAACAUGAUAGAAGGGAAGAAAUAUCGCUGUUAUUUUAUACCGCUAUUGAGGAAAGCACAAAAGGUUGGAUAAAGGCUAAUCUAGGAGAUUACAAUCGCUUGACAGGAAUAGAGGGAAACACGCAAGGAUUAGGAUCCUUCGUUAUAAACCUAAAUUUAAUAAAUGGUACUGUAGAAGAACAUUCCUUUCUAGCAACAGUCGCACCUGGUCUAAAUGUAUUAAAAGAAACUGUUUUGCAAAAUCUUCGCAUUGCAACUGAAAAGGGAUCUAUGGAGAAACAUGUAGUUUUAGCCGGUGAACAACUGCCUUUGUUGUCUGAUGGCAAGAAAGAGGAUCCAAAUUUUAUAGUCACUCAAAUAACAGGAAAGGCUCCUUUCGAGAUUGAAGUUAGUUACGAAUCUGGCAGUUUUAGUAAUAGAAUAGACAAACUAACAGGUGAGAAUUACGACGAGGCUCUCGAGAAGCAGAGACAACUAUUCUCGAAAAAAUUUGAGAGUGUUUUCGGAUUAAAGUCCAAGGGAUACACAAACGACGAAAUAACAUUUGCAAAGAUGGCAUUCUCAAAUCUUCUAGGUUCAGUAGGUUAUUUCUAUGGAACUUCACAAGUGCAAAGUUCAUAUACCCAGGAACCUGUGCCUUAUUGGAAAGCACCUUUAUACACCGCUAUACCCAGUAGAAGUUUUUUCCCUCGUGGUUUUCUGUGGGAUGAAGGUUUCCACGGUUUACUCAUCUCAAUCUGGGAUACAGAGAUAGAAUUGGACAUUAUAAGUCAUUGGUUUGAUCUGAUGAAUGUCGAAGGUUGGAUCCCAAGAGAGAUGAUUUUGGGCCAGGAAGCUCUGGCUAAAGUGCCCCAAGAAUUUGUUACACAGAUCAAUACAAACGCUAAUCCGCCCACAUUCUUCUUAACACUGGACUUUCUACUUCAACAUAAAGAAGAGGAAUUGAAAUAUAAUUUUAAGUUGCUUGACAAAUUAUAUCCACGAUUACAGGUGUGGUUCUCGUGGUUCAAUGUCACGCAAAUCGGCGAUCUACCUGGCACAUACAGAUGGCGAGGCAGAGACGAAACGACUAAUAAGGAAUUGAAUCCCAAAACGCUCACAUCUGGUCUGGACGAUUAUCCCAGGGCUUCCCAUCCAAAUAUCGCCGAGCGUCACGUCGACUUGCGUUGCUGGAUCGCGUUCGCCGCUCGGGUUAUGGCUAGAAUCGCCGAAACGUUAAAUUAUCCUGCCAAAAAGUAUCAAGAAACAUUCCAGUACCUAUCCGAUAACAACUUGUUGAAUCAAUUGCAUUGGUCACCGAAUGCCCAAGUGUAUUCAGAUUAUGGUUUGCAUACCGAUAAAGUAGUCUUACGGAAAUCCGUAACACCAUCUCACAAACAGCGAUCCCAUACCCAAUCUCCGGAAAUAAUACGCGUCGUAUUGGAGGAUCCGUCUUUAAAAUACGUCGAUACGACCUUUGGAUAUGUGUCGCUAUUCCCUUUCAUUCUGCAAAUCAUCGAGCCUGAUUCGCCACAAUUGGGGAAGAUUUUGCAAGAUGUACGGGACCCCGAUUUACUGUGGACCAAAUACGGAUUGCGCUCGCUCGCGAAAACAUCGCCGCUGUAUAUGAAAUAUAAUACGGAAUUUGACGCGCCUUAUUGGCGCGGUCCUAUCUGGAUAAAUCUCAAUUAUUUGACAGUACGAGCCGCGCAUCAUUAUUCUAAUGUGAGAGGCCCACAUCAAGAAAACGCGAGAAAGAUAUAUGAAGAAUUGAAAAAUUUGAUACAAAAUAUUAUUAAGCAAUAUAAAACCGGAUACUUGUGGGAACAUUAUGAUAGCACUGAGGGGGAUGGCAAAGGCAGUCACCCUUUUACUGGCUGGACUUCUUUGGUUAUACUGCUUAUGGCAGAAAUAUAUUAGUUAUUUUUCAAUGUGUGUGCGCGAGUGUAUGAAUCUAUGAAUGUACAUACAAACAUACAUAUAUAUUU
This is a messenger RNA of Nylanderia fulva, 2870 nucleotides long. It is a transcript of the gene GCS1, whose product is annotated as mannosyl-oligosaccharide glucosidase. Lineage: Eukaryota; Metazoa; Arthropoda; Insecta; Hymenoptera; Formicidae. Gene Ontology annotation, biological process: oligosaccharide metabolic process; protein N-linked glycosylation. Gene Ontology annotation, cellular component: endoplasmic reticulum membrane. The record is from RefSeq and is a predicted model, not a curated record. Gene Ontology annotation, molecular function: Glc3Man9GlcNAc2 oligosaccharide glucosidase activity.